Penaeus vannamei (Pacific white shrimp) is the source of this 1239-nucleotide messenger RNA. The record is from RefSeq and is a predicted model, not a curated record. NCBI's taxonomy places the organism in Eukaryota, Metazoa, Arthropoda, Malacostraca, Decapoda, Penaeidae.
AUGACUAACAAGCACGCCCCACGCCGCAGCUUGCCUGUGAGCACCAGUAGCAGCGCAGCAGUGAUCAGACGAGCCACGCGGAGGCGCAGCAGGGGAGCGCCCCCGCCUCCCAAGCCGCAGGGCCUUCGGGGAUCAGGUGUGUUUCGCCGUGUGAUGGUGUUCUCGCUGGGCGUCACCAUCAGGGUCCAAGUUUUCCAAGUCUGCGGGCAAGGAGGGCAAGGAGUCGCCCAAGGCGUCGCGCAAGGACAAGGAGCGGCGAGGAGCGGGAGGGUCCGAGGGUCGCCGCGGGGAGGUCACAAGACCCACCGAGACCCUCGCGGAGAGAGUCGCGACAGGAGCGCCAAAAAGGGCGACAAGCUCACGCUCGAGUUGGAUGGCGGCUCGCGCCCCCAGCGCCCCCCAGUGCCCCUGCCAGCCAAUGCCGAGAAGGACUCCCGGCCCCCUGCGCCGGGUCCGCGGCCGGAGACCGCAGGGCACGCAGCCUCAGAGUCAGACCAGCCACCCGCUCUACCGCCCAAAGAAAAGGACCACAAGGAGCACAGCCACAGCAGCCACCAGGAUCAGGCCCCAGCAAUGCAGCAGCAGACUGUCGUGACGACCCCCGGCAGCCCCCUCCCCCCAGGCACUCCAGGCACGGGCAUCCCGAAGCCCACGGCCCACGUGAAGGGCCAGACCAAGGUGGUGCCCCCCGAGCGGUCUGCGCCCCCGACCCCCACCGCCUCGCCCAACGUCAACACGUCCCAUCAGGCCAAAGACUACAACAAGAUGGUCCGGCCCGCAGGCACGCCCUCCACGCCUAAAAUCGGAGGCAGCAGCGCUCCGCGGACGGCAGGGACACCCUCGGGUGGGGAGGCCAACGCAGCUCAAGAGUGCCGCGACCCGAAGGGCUCUCUGCCGCGCCAAAAGCAGCUGGGCAGACGGGAGGACUCCGCGACGGGCAUCAGCGUGGCGAUGGUGAGUCCAUGCCCAACCCACGCGAGAAGGACAUGGUCACGCCCUCCGAAUCGGGCUCCAACAUCAGCGAGUCCUCCAGAGCAACAGCGGCCACAGCAACAGCACUUCCUCCGGCAACUCCUCCGUUAUCUACAAGCCCACGAGUUCCGAGGACGACAGCGUCUCCGACCUGAAGACUCACAUGAGAAAGGUGGAGGAGAAGGCGAGGGAGAAGAGGGCGACGAAGUCAUUCUGAAUAUCAAGCCCAUGCAGCCGCUGGUGAGGGCUUGCAGUAUGGCUACAUGA